Messenger RNA from Procambarus clarkii (red swamp crayfish), 9323 nucleotides. Lineage: Eukaryota; Metazoa; Arthropoda; Malacostraca; Decapoda; Cambaridae. The record is from RefSeq and is a predicted model, not a curated record.
GGUGCCGUGCUGGGGUGAGGGUGUGUGUCCUCGCGCUCCCGACCACCCCCACUGUACUCUGCCUCUCUGCCCUUCCUCUCAGUCUCUUAGGAUGACGGGAUCGAACUAGUGUCCUGGGUCACCCCAGACGCACGUCGUACCUGUGGACCGUGAUAUACUGGAGGAGAUUACGCACCCUGCAGGCCACCCGUGCGCCGCGACCCAAGAGCGGGAAACGCUUGAGUUCGACCCCCCGGACACGCCUUACAGCUGCGAGGAUUACGAUGGUGAGAGAGGGGUGAGGUGGAUGGUGUGGGAGCCUACAAGGGUGGGGGUCGUGACUCUCCACAUUACGCUCCCCCACCCGACUCCUCCAGCAGCCGCAGGAGUCCGCCCGUCGUGCAGCACCCCUGCGCUCACGCCCCGACUCCUCCAGCAGCCGCAGGAGUCCGCCCGUCGCGCAGCACCCCUGCGCUCACGCCCCCAGAGGGGGGGGGGGAAAGGACAGCUGGCACAGCAGAGAUAAGACCGUUCGCUCUGUAUAGAUAAGAUCACUCGCUCCGCGAAGAUAAGGCAACUUGCACCGCAGAUAUAAGACGACUUGCACGGCAAAGAUAAGAAGGCCACUUGAACUGCAGAGAUAAGACAACUUGUACCGCAGAGAUAAGGCAACUUUCACUGGACAGAUAAGACCACUCGCUUCACAAAGAUAAGACCACUCGCACCGCAGAGGUAAAGAUGUCUUAGGGACUGUACGAAAAGUCGGAGAAGGUACUCUAGGGCUGCUGACAUCUUGGAGCGUGAGUGUGUAGUUUGGGAAGCAGUAACGUCUGGUGGCAGCAGUAGAGGCUAGGGGGGGGGGGACUGGUGGUGUCCUUGACAGGCCGCGGGCAUCACCCUCACCCACUAUGAUAUCUGUGCCACGGAAGCAGUUUCACUCUGCAAGUAUCUCGCUCACGUGCCGCACUAUUGUCUACGAAACAGUUUUCGUUAAGUGAAGAACCCAAUCAUGGCAAUAUGACGGUCAAAUUCCAGAUUUAAAUUUGCAUUAACUAACUCUGAUUUAUUUUUAUCCCAAACACAAAUAAUGAAGGUGGCCAUCCCAGGAAGAGCUAUUAAAAUGCAAGAACACUUCGGAGCGGGAUCAAAACAGCUGAACCCAAUACUGAGACACGGAAACAUUCCCUUCAACAACAUAGAAAUCAGGCCGACCAUAGACUAUCUGGCGGUGAGCUCGGCGGUCCAGGGAGCCCACGGGGUCCACGACACCAAGCCCCUCGCCAACAACAAGGACUGGAGGAGAACAACAAAGUUAUACAAAAAAGAACUGAAAGCUAAGGGGAAUAUCAGACCCUCGACCGCGGUCAGAAGACACGUCAAAAAGAUAUCCGAAGAGUUUACGAUGACCCAAACCAAGUACGAGAACUCGGUCAACACAAGUGGCGGGCCGCUCAAGAGUCCGGAGGAGAAUGAUAAAUGUCCAUCAAAGUCAGCCACAUCGACGACAUCUACUUCGUCGGCGUCAGUAAAUCAGAAAAUACCCGCGUCAAAAUUGUCCAGGAACGUCUUCUCUAAAAUAACGUGUUCUAAAUGCGAGUCCAUAACCAAAGCAUCGCGGAAGAGCACAAUCGCGCCGCUCGUGACCUCGGCCAGCACAAGCAAGGCCCCAGCUCCCACGCCCUCCAAGAUCAACUCCGCUAAAAUUCCGAACAGCAAGAGCAAGAACAGCGCCGCCUCCACCUCCUCCUCUGGAUCACCACAAAAGAAACUGCAGGCGCCGACGUCGCUCAGCCCUCCAGGGUGUUCCCCUCACCCUCGCCACAGACACCCCAGCGGCCGCGCUGCUGCUGCUGCAGGAGGCGGUGGAGGUGAACACGGGUUGGCACCCACCAGCCCGGCUCUUCCCAGGUCCCCUGGUAGGAAGGGCUCCUCCACCUCCCUCGGGGGCAUCUCGCCUCGUUCUAAGCAGAUGUCCUUUGAGCAAAUCAAGAAAGUCAAAAUAUUUACUGAAAGAGCCAUUAUGGAGGGGCGUGUGUUCUCCAUAUUCGGCUACUUCCCGGCCAUCAAGGACGCUCUGAGGAGAAGAGGAUGGGUGGAGAAGAUUCAGCACUCUGUUCCCUAUGUGAACCCGCACCCCAAUAACUGUGUGUGUCCCCACGUGGGCUACCAGGCCACCUCCCUCCCAGCCCACCCGCCCACCGCCGGGUCCGCCCACAGCACCUCGCCCGCACAAUCUAACCGGAACGCCGCAGUUGCCGCGGUAGGCGGCUGCGGCGACUCGGAAGAAGACAAAGACGACACGGAAGACAACGAUCUCGUUAACACAGACGAGAGCGAAGGUGUGAGCGACGACGCCUCUGCUCUACCCGCACUCACGUUGCCUCAUUCAUCACCUCUCUCUUCAGAGAAUUCAUCAUUACAUACAUCACCAUCAUCAUCACCUUUAUCCUCAUCAUCAGAAUCGGACGAGGAACAGAAAGUGAUCACUGCCAACCAAGGUUCUUCCAAUGUAGAAAAUAUAGUGCCGACCGAAAAGGAGAUUUCUCUAAACGAUAGCCCAGGUUUUGAACCAACUUCACACACAGACGUAUUGUCUACUUCCAGUCAAGAGUGUCAAGUGCCGGGGCAGUCUUCCAGUGUUCCAGAAGCGCCCAGUAACCCUAACCCCAAGGAACUUGUACAUAAUCUCGAUAGCUUUAACACUGCCAUACUAGGCCCCUCUGAAAUAAGGAAGGGAUUAGCGGAGUCCGUGACGGAGAAAAACGCCACAAUAUUCAAAUACAGUACAAUACACAUUCCAAAGAGUAAAUGCGAGGACAAUGUAGAGAAAACUGAAAAUGAGGAACUAAUGUUAGACCACAUCGAGUCGGACGGAGCAAAAGAAAACGGGGAAGCAACGUUAGAAGAGACACCGUUGGAAGAAGGGAAGGAGAACGGAGCCGAUGAGUCUGAGGCCAGUCCGGAGCCAUACUGCCCUUAUAUAGAGUACGAGCUCUGUGACAUGGACCUGCCUCUGGUGGCCAGGCUGCUGAGGAACGUAGAGCCCAACUUUCUGUGGACGUGGACCAGAGACUCUAUAUCCUUCAAGCACGUCAGUAGAGAGCAGGUUGUCAACCGCUUCCCCAACACUCCCUUCACCACUAAGUACGGGCUGUGCGAGACGCUGCAGCAGCUGCACUGGUUCAGCGAGGCGGCCAGCGUGGACACCUUCGUGCCCCGCGGCUACUGCAUCGGCCACGAGGACGAGCGCACCGCCUUCAUCCACGACUACCGCCUCACCGCCUGCCUCAACGUGCUCAAGUGGGUGACGGAGCGCCAUGACACCCACGGCCCGCAGGCCAUCUCCGACCCUCACGGCGAGGUGCCGAUGAAGCGAGUGCGUCAGGCGUUGGCCCACGUGGAGCAGUACAUCCAGUCUUGCUGUCAUGACGAUCUGGACGCCCCGCCGCCGCCCAGCCUCCGGGACCUCGAGUGGGACUCCCUCCUCACCGCCCACUACAAGAUCGUUCACAUGGACAAGAAGAUCAAGGUGGCCACCUCGACACAGUUACAGGCACUGGUGUCAGAAUGUGCAUCAGCACUGGAGCGUGUGGUUCCCUACUGGCCACAGCUCUCUAUGGACGGACUGAGGAACCUGUGGAUCGUGAAACCUGGGGCACAGUCGAGAGGCCGGGGAAUUUUUAUGAUGAACCACCUGGAGGAGAUCUUGGCUCUUGUACAAUCCCCGCUCAUAUACGAGACCAAGUACGUCGUGCAAAAGUACAUGGAGCGCCCACUUCUCAUCCACAACACCAAAUUUGACAUCCGCCAGUGGUUUAUGAUCACCGAUUGGAAUCCACUUCAUGUCUGGGUAUACAAGGAGUGCUACUUGAGGUUCUGCUCGCAGCAAUACGACCUCACCAACAACAACGAGGCCAUCCACCUUAGCAACAAUGCUAUCCAGUGUAAAUACCUCAAUGGGGAGAGGAGUGGCGAGCUUCCUGACGAAAACAUGUGGGACUGUCAACAGUUUAAGGAGUACCUCAGGGGGCUUAAGAAGGAGGGAAUGUGGGAAGAGGUGAUCUACCCUGGGAUGCGUGAUGCUCUGGUAGCUGCUAUGCUUGCUGCACAGGUUGAGAUGGAUUCCUUCAAACAUGGUUUUGAGCUCUUUGGUGCAGAUUUCAUGCUAACCGAAGACCUCAGGCCUUGGUUAAUAGAGAUCAACUCGUCACCAUGUAUGGCUGCCACCACCAGUGUCACGCGCCGCAUGUGUGCCCAGUGCCUCCAUGAUGUCAUCAAAGUGGUGGUUGACUAUAAGCACAACAAGACAGCAGACACAGGGCUGUUUGAGUUGGCAUAUCGUGACAGUGAGCGUUCAGUCCCCAACCCCCCGUAUCUGGGUGUCAACCUCCAGGUGGUGGGACGACAGAUCAAGAAGGGACCAAUUAAAGCCGAGAAGAAGAAAACUAAGAAAGCUCGUCCAGCUGUGCGGGUCGUUAAGCCACUGCCACUCAUCACGCUGUCUCUGGAGGAGAGUGUUCAUUAUACCCCGAAGGAUGUGUCCAGGGACUCUAGUGGGACACUGACCAGGCACUGCUCCAUCCUUGACUGUCGUAAAUAUGCCAUUGGCAGCAUUGCCUCUUUACCUAUAUCAUCAUUCACUGAGGCAUCAGAAAAAGUUGACAAUGAAUGGGAAAAAAUUAAUCAAAGUGCAAACAGUCAUGUGGAAAUCUGUAGUGAAGGGAGUAUAGCUAAACAAGUUAUUAGGGAUAUAAAUAAUUCUAGAGAAGAUUCUAGGAGAUAUAAGACCAACGAAAGUAUAGAAGGCAAGAAUACUUUAGUAAGUUCACAUACUCACACGACGGGAAAGAGCAGUGUGGUGAAUACACAUUUGGGUUGCCGAGGUUCGUGACCCCUCACACCAACAUUUUAGGUAGUUUUAACCUGGGGGAUAUUUUAGCUAAUAUGGAGUUGACAUGUGCUGCUUGCUAAUAUGGCUAGGAGUGGCAUUGUUGAGUGGGGGGAGAUGAAUAAUUUUGCUAGGAAAUGUGAAGCUGGGAAUUAUCUUGGGCAAAGAUUGAUCUGUAAUUUUGCUAGAGAAUGCAGUCAGGUAAAGUAUGUUUACUGUAUUAUAUAGCUUGUGACCAAGUCAAGUGUGCUGGGAAUAGAGGAAUUAAUAAUUUUGCUAUAAAAUGCAUCCGGGUAAGGUAUUUUUGAUAGUGAUGGAUAUAUAAUUAUUUGAAAAUUGGUGAUGAUCAGUAAUAAUUGGACAGUGUGACCAGAGUGAAAAACACUAGACAAUUAUCAUUAAUGACCAUGAAAAUUGGAGUUCAGAUAGUUAGUACUGCAAAAGAUAAAUAGGUACUGCUGUACAGUAUCUUGAAAUUUAUAAAAAUCUACAUUCUAAGUAUUAAAACAAAAUAUAAAAAAAUGCCAUGUGAGAAGACUUGUAGGGCACUGAAACUAAUCUGCUUAUUAGGAAACGACUGAAUAAAAAUUUUCAGUGAUAUGAUCUCGUGUCUCAUUAUAAGAAGAGAAACUGAGCAGUAAUUUCAUGUUUUCAUUGCACUGAUAUUUCAAUACCCAUACCAAAGUUUCUGAAAACAAAUAUAUUACUUCUGAAGGCAUUAAUAUCCAGUUGGUUAGAUCUCACUAUGGCCUUGACAUUCACAGUGAUAAAGACAUAUCAAGAGGAUUAAUUUCUUAUUAAUUCAGUGUAAUUCAGUAUACUGCAUUAACUUUAAAAAUAAAAUGGGUAUAAACAUGUGAUCAAAGUGUAAAAGAAAACUAUAAAGAUACUAUUGAAGACAAAAAUAAAACAUGUAACUAAAAUUAAUAGAAGAAAACUGAAGGAGAAUUAAAGCAUUUCUUACAGCUACUCAAGAUUACUUGCAGGCACUUAUAACAUGAUGUAGGCUACAGUACACAGGGUGAAUAUAGUUGCACAACAAUUCAGACACACGUCCACUACACACACACCAACACUGACACUUACUCGUGAUAAUGCUAAAAAAAAGAGAUAGAUCUGUGAUGGUUAAAUUAAUUUGUUACGUUAUAUUCAUGCCAAACCACAGUGUAACAACAAUUGUUGUAGUUGCACAACAAUUCAGACACACGUCCACUACACACACACCCACACUGACACUUACUCCUGAUAAUGCUAAAAAAAAGAGACAGAUCUGUGAUGGUUAAAUUAAUUUGUUAUGUUAUAUUCAUGCCAAACCACAGUGUAACAACAAUUGUUGUAGUUGCACAACAAUUCAGACACACGUCCACUACACACACACCCACACUGACACUAACUCGUGAUAAUGCUAAAUAAAGAGAUAGAUCUGUGAUGGUUAAAUUAAUUUGUUAGGUUAUAUUCAUACCAAACCACAGUGUAACAAUGCAAGGAUUGCAUACAGUCUUGGGUUAGUGCACUAGCACUUUCUUGCUAUAGUCUUUGCUAUUGAAUUUUACUUUUAACCGUGUUUUAUAAUCACUUUCUUUUCCAGUAGCUGAAGGCAUCCACUCCUGGGUUUUGCCUUUAACUAAAAAUUAAGUUUUUUUUUUACCCUUAUUAACAAUAUUCACCUCAUAGAAGGAAUCCAUACAUUACUCUGUGGAUUCCAUCAGUGUAAUCCAUAGAGUAAUCAUGCACUAAUUUGUAUAAAAUUCAAUAAAUUAAAUACAGCAUGUCAUAAAUUGUUUCUGUAUUAUUUUUACAUGUGCACAUCAAACAAUCCCACACUCGGUCUCAUAAUAAUCAUAAUAAUAGUAAUAAUUAUUAUUGUUAUUAUUAUCAUAAUUAUUAUCAUACUUAAUCAAAAGUAUGUUUAAAAUUCUGCAUCUCUUUCUUUUUUAUAGAGCAUUAAAAGUAGCAAGUUUCUCUUCUCUCUUAUAUCCGUGAGUAUUCACUGUAUUUCGGGUGAUCACUACUAUCUCUGUUCUGUUCUUAACUCACUUCGGUCAGGCAUGAACAUUUACAGUGACAAUUGGUCUUAUUAAAGUGCCAUCCUGCAAUGAUAUUUGUUUCAGAAUGGCUCUGCUACUGUUUAGACCACUCAUGUUCGGUAUGUUGUGGGAAAUAUUUUACCAGAUUUAUUUACACAUCAAGACUUGAUGUGAUCCACUGUACCAAUCCUUUAUGUAUCUUUUUCUUCAUUUUCCUGUACUCUUUUAUUUUUUUUGUGCACUCAGCACUUCCUUACGUUUUGUUUCUGUUUAUAUACAUUGCACAGAAUCUUGAGUGCAUACGUUCUGCAGUGGCAUCCUUAAGCUUUGCUGCUGUACACUUUUAACUUUCUUGUUCUGUAUUUGAAACGUUUACAACAUUUAAUAUUUUAUUCCAUGCCAUUUUCAUCAAAAUCUGUUAUGUUGCCAUCAUUGCAGUACCUUCUCUCCCAGGUGUGGGAAUUACAAGUAUAGUACAUUUCAGUUCUGUAUCUCUAAUUUGCAUUUAUGCCUUUUAAAUACUAAUUCACACAUGCAUCCCUAAAUGGUCUUCUACACUGUAGUACCUUUCUGACCUGCUGUUCACCAAAUAAUUUAUGGUAUAACUCUACACCCACAAAUUAUUAAUAUUUGAAUACUCAGUAUUCAGAAAAAUAUUCCUAUACUGUAUACAGUACUGUAUCUGCUUUGAAUCUUCCUUCUCGGCAGAAUCAAUAAAAUGUAUAUACAGUCCAGUACUACCCAGUAGCCAUAUUAAUAUUAGUAAAUUUUAAAUUAUAAUAUAUAAAAAUCCCAAGCUUAAUCAGUAUAAUUCUCUCAAAUUAGUGCAUUGUAUUUUAUUAAUUUAUGUCAGUUUAACAAGUUUAGAUCUCUUAAUUCCCUGACUAUUCCAAAAAAUAUAUAAUUUUACUUCAUUCUGCAGGCACAGAGUUCUGUAAAUAUGUCUUACACAACAGCAUCUAACCUCAGUGACUCAAUAUGCAACAGAACAUCUUUGUGAAUUCAGUGCAUUUACUUAAUUUCAAUCUUUUAUAUGGGCAUUUACAGGGUGGUGGCUUUCCUGAAGCCGCAAAACUAUUGAUUUUGUAGUUAUGGUUUAAUAUCACUCUUUGUCUGGGUACAGCAUGAUGCCAGCUGAUCCUACAUGCCAGCCAAAUGUGAUCUGAAACUGCAAAUAUCUAUUAGCCAAAUAUGGUAACUUCUUUUAAAGUUUCUACUUUAUUGUUUCAUGCCACCAGCAUUACAUCAGUUUAAAUAUAUUGUUUCCUUACAGUCACUUUGUCUAUAUUUUUAAUACACAGUCACAGUGUUAUUAACAGGGAAAAGAAAUAACGGAUCAGCAGAUGUAUUUGGUAUUCCUUGUUUCAAGGAUAAGGUCGCCAAGUACAGUGUGCCUGUCUUGUACACACACACCUACUGCCUAGGUAGAUGUCACAUGUUAGCACAAAGUUAUUGUUCCUGGGGAUCACAGUUCCCUUUUGAAAGCAGAGGGGAGGGGGUGCUAGCAUGUGUUUUUGUAGCUUCAUCGCACGUCCAACUUACCCCAUGCCCUAGACUGAAUGCUAGUAUAAGAAUGGUGAUGGAUUUGGGCUCAGUUAUUACUCUGCCUUUUGAUGAAUACAUUUCACAAUAUUGUUCCUAGGUCACACACCUAGUACUGCCAAUCAGGUGUCAAACAGCAAUUAUCGGAUAUUAUAUCAAAAGCUUUGUAUUAGAACUGUCUCAUCGAAUCAUUUUGUUAGCCUUGGCAUCAUUUUAAAUAAAAGCUGUCUGCCUUCCUGUUCCUGAAGCCAGCAUAGUUCACGAUGCCUCUCACUUCCUCAAGCCAGGCUAAGCCAUGCAAGUUAUUUCAUUCUCAGUAUUGAAGUAAAAAUGUACUAGUGCUUCUGUGAUAAUUUUACAGUUCAUCUAAGUCACUUGUCUUUUAGGUAAACUGGUUUCAAUACAAUGUUCUGACUGACUAGGAUGUUGUAUGGCUCACUUCACAGCUUUUCACUUACCAAAGUUUUUAAUUCAGUAUUUAUGCAAAAUUAAAACAAAAUGUUUUUUUCUGAUGCAUAUAACAUUAUAAAAUUAAAAUAAAAAAUUCAUACUAUGACAUUAAUGCCACAUUUUAGAAAUUGGUAAAAAACAUAACGGUGAAAAGCAGCCAGCACUACUUAGUGUGUUGAGUUACGGGAAUACAACCAGGUGGAGCUCCGUACGACAUUAUCCAGUCAUGUUAAGUGAGCUUUGUGGGAAGUAACAAUAGCACAGACAACUGUUACACUAGGUUACACAUUUCCUUUGUGAUUUCUUGUGUUGUUGCUAUCAGUGAGACUAGUGAAUAUAUUAUUUCAUGUACCAACCCUUUGGCAAUGGAAAUUUUGUAUUGACUACUAAAUUCUUUUAUAAAAUUGUUUGAAUAAUAAAGAUUCCAGCUGAAUAAG